Messenger RNA from Alosa alosa (allis shad), 1245 nucleotides. RefSeq lists its product as uncharacterized. Lineage: Eukaryota; Metazoa; Chordata; Actinopteri; Clupeiformes; Clupeidae. Bases 44 to 922 code for a protein of 292 amino acids. The record is from RefSeq and is a predicted model, not a curated record. The transcript has 6 exons.
UUCACAAAGACAGAGCACAGCACUCGCCACUGCUUUAAGAGGAAUGGAUCAUAUUUAUUACAGAGUAACUAGUUUUCUCCUUAUUGCAGCUGGACAGAUGAAAUACUCUGGACAGAUGAAAUACCCUGUCAUGGAGGUAAACCUGAGCCCAGUGAUUGUAACGGACAUCCCAAUGUCUAACAUAACUCUUAAUUGCAGUGUCUCUACGCAAAAUAAUACCAAUUUCAAGAUCAAGGUUAAUUGGACAUUUAACUUCAAUAAUACACACCACAACUCACUGCCAACAUCUGGAAAUAAUAUUCGUAUCCAUCUGGAAAAAGAAAAGUACUGGUCCACUCUGACAGUGACAGAUGCACAAGUGAAUAACAGUGGAUGGUACUUUUGCAAAGCGAUUGUAGAUAUUCCUAAACUCGAAACAGUCUGGAGCAGUGGGAGUCGAGUUUUCGUCGGUGGCAACACAACUCUUCCUUCCACUAUGAUGGUCUCGACACCAACAUCCAUAUUAUCUCCCCCUCUCUCAGGGGUAAGGGUAUGGAUGUGGGUUGGUGCAGGUGCAGGAGGUGCAGUCGUCAUUGUGCUGAUAUUGUUCUGGAUUCUAUGGAGGCGAAAGAGAUACAGAGAGACAGAGAAUCCUGUGUACGAAAACACACAGCCAAAGCUGCAGAGUGUGGGUCCCAAACAGCCCUCGCCAAGGCCCUGUGUGCAGACUGACCAGAGUAAGAGAAUCCUGACUGCGAGCACAACACCAAUGCCAGCUCGAGCCUGUGAAAAAACUCUUAUAUAUCAGAACAUGCACCCAACAACACGGAGCGGCGCACAGAAAGUGGUGGCCCAAACCAAAUUGAAGACAACUGCUUAUGAAAAUGUGAGAGCUACAAAACCAGCGAGGAAACACCCAAACAAAGUCAGAUCGAGGGUGUAGAGUCCCCCACAUUCAAAUAUUUCACAACAUUAAUUCCAUCUAUUUUGUUAAUUGAGAGUAUUUUUUUUCAAUUCAAAAGGACAUUUUCCGUCUGCUAAAUGCAGUAUACGUCUUUCCCACUAGAUGGCAAACUUGGCAUUAGAAAUAAUUGAACUAAUCUGUUUUUACUGUUACUACUAAUUAUGUUAAUUUAUUUGCUACUGUGACUGUUGUUAUGUAUUUGUAAGCUUGUAAUCAUCUGUUAAGUGUAACAGUAUGAUAAAUGUGAAUAUUAAACAAUAUGGUGUUGCAGAGAGUGUGUCUCCUCUGUAAUACAUUUUGUU